Messenger RNA from Theileria equi strain WA, 519 nucleotides. RefSeq lists its product as hypothetical. Bases 1 to 519 code for a protein of 172 amino acids. Gene Ontology annotation, molecular function: ATP binding; AMP kinase activity; ATP hydrolysis activity. NCBI's taxonomy places the organism in Eukaryota, Apicomplexa, Aconoidasida, Piroplasmida, Theileriidae. The transcript has a single exon. Gene Ontology annotation, cellular component: cytoplasm; nucleus. The record is from RefSeq and is a predicted model, not a curated record.
AUGGUAACAAAAAGGCUAAGAGGUCCAAACGUCUUGGUUUUGGGUACUCCAGGCACUGGAAAAUCUACUUUAUGUAAGAGAAUACUUGAGAAAACAAACGUCAAUCAUAUAAACGUUUCACAACUAAUAAGUGAAAAAAAGUUAUAUAAGGAGUGGGAUGAUGAAUUCGAAUGUUCAAUAUAUGACGAGGACUUGUUACUUGAUGAGUUAGAAACAUUUGACUUUGAAAGUGGCGGUUUUUUGGUAGAAUUCCACUCAUGCGACAUAUUUAGCGAUAAUCUAUUUGACAAUAUAAUAGUUCUACGCACAGAUAUUGAGACAUUAAGCAAAAGGCUAGAAGAACGCAAUUAUACCAACGAAAAGAUUGAUGAAAACCUACAAUCGGAAAUAUUCCAGGUGGUAUUGGAUGACGCAAACGACGUAUUUGAUAAGAAUAAGGUCGUACAAUUUCAGAGCAAUACUAUGAAAGAAAUGGAAACUGUUGUAGAUUACGCAAUCUCCCUGUUCCAAGCUCAAUAG